CCAAAUUCGGGUGUGGGCCCACAAUGAGGACGCAGUAUUACAUAGCAAUAUGGAUUCCAUAAUCGAUCGAUUGAUCAAAUGUGACAAUCCCCAAAACGGCUUGCAAUUGCCCGAGAAUCAGAUCCGAUUCGUCUGCUAUUAUGCCCGUAGGUCUCUCCUGGAGGAGGAGAGCCUACUGCGGCUGAAGCCACCGAUAAAGAUCUGCGGCGACAUCCAUGGACAGUUCUCCGAUCUCUUGAGGAUCUUUCACUUGGGCGGACAUGUACCAAAAGAAACGUACCUCUUUCUGGGCGACUAUGUGGACCGUGGCAAGCUGUCCGUGGAGACCCUUACCCUGCUGUUGGCCUACAAGGUGCGGUAUCCGAAGAACAUGUAUCUGGUCCGCGGCAAUCACGAGUGCGCCAAAAUGAACCGCAUCUACGGGUUCUUCGACGAGUGCAAGCGGCGAUAUUCCGUCAAUCUUUUCAGGAGUUUUGUCUCCGCCUACGACUGCAUGCCCCUGGCGGCCGUUGUGGGGAAGAAGAUAUUCUGCGCGCACGGAGGCAUUAGUCCGAGAAUGACCUGCCUGAACGACAUAGCGGAAGUGGAGCGGCCGUUGGAGGUGCCCGAUGUGGGACUCGUGUGCGACCUUUUGUGGUCCGAUCCGGAUGAAAAGACCAGGGGUUGGGGCGAGAAUGAGCGCGGUGUGAGCUACACUUUCGGGCAUGACGUUGUGAAUCUAUUCUGCAAGCGCAUGAAGGUCGACCUGAUUGUUCGAGCCCAUCAGGUGGUGGAGGAUGGCUACGAUUUCUUCUCCCGCCAGCUGAUCACCAUCUUCUCGGCCCCGAACUACGCCGGGCAAUUCGACAAUGCGGGGGCCAUCAUGAACGUGGAUGAAAAUCUGGUGAUUACCUUUAUCAAUCAGGCCCACGUACAGCGUAAAGCCAGGCGGCUCCCAAGGAAAGUUAUUGUCGGCCACCGGACUUAAUCGGAACCUGUAGGAGGAAAUCAUUGC
Drosophila subobscura is the source of this 994-nucleotide messenger RNA. Its product is annotated as serine/threonine-protein phosphatase PP1-2-like. Gene Ontology annotation, cellular component: nucleus; cytoplasm. Gene Ontology annotation, molecular function: protein serine/threonine phosphatase activity. Lineage: Eukaryota; Metazoa; Arthropoda; Insecta; Diptera; Drosophilidae. The record is from RefSeq and is a predicted model, not a curated record.